AUGGAACUUACCCGAGCGAGACGCGUGUCGUCGGCGGGCUACCGGCUGCCGGAGCGGCCGGGGCCCGCGCCGCAGCGCGCGGCCUCGGCGCAAGACGUGCCGGAAAAGACGCGCAACGGCAGAAGAGAGGACGGUCCGCGCCGACACGCGGACAGCAGCGAUGCUGUCAAACGGGAUCAGCUGUGGCGAGACUUUGUCCGAACCGAGAUGAGAGGAGUCAGGGAAUGGGAGAAGAACUGGGGGUUUCUGAAACAGUAUGAUCAGAUGGGACAGCUGAAGCCGGAGACACCGUUACCCAGCCCCGUGCUGCUCUUCUCCGACUGCCUCCCCAAAACCACCAACCAGACGUUUGGAAGCCGAGUGUCCACGCCGCUUGGCAGGGAGCUGAUGAGGAUGGACAGGCUGCUACUUUCUAAUCCGAGCCAUCAUAAGUGCAAAAAAGACCCAGAGACGCUGCCCUGCUAG
Molecule: messenger RNA, 465 nt
Organism: Lampris incognitus (smalleye Pacific opah)
Lineage: Eukaryota; Metazoa; Chordata; Actinopteri; Lampriformes; Lampridae
Gene: cimip5
Product: chromosome 16 C2orf50 homolog
Exons: 3
Coding region: 1-465 (154 amino acids)
Source: RefSeq, a predicted model, not a curated record